AUGGGGCGAAAGUACAACGGUCAGGUACCGUCAUCAACCGAAAAGAAUCUUGAGGAAACAACUGAAGGCCAGAGUCAAGAUCAAGAGCCGCAAGUUAUGGCAAUGCUGGAGCGCGAGAAGAGCAAGAGAAAAAGGAAAUUGAAAGAAAGCUUACUAGAACAGCAUAAGGAGAAGCUCUCAAGGCAGAAAAAGAAACGGCUUGAUAAGUAUAUCGAACACCAGAUGAAAAGAGAGGAAAAGGAAAUUCUCCUCCAGAAGCUUAGUGAAACUAGGAUCGAUUCAAGCGUUCUGAAAUCUGCCAAACUUAUCGGAACAGGGACACAUCAGACCAAACGAGAACGCUUUUUGGAAGCGCUAGAGCAAGAAAUACAAGGAAAAGGAGAUAAAGAAACACAGGACACUCUUUAUGAGCAGAGAACAAUAAAAAAUUGGGACGAUGAAGAGGAACAGGUAGCACAUAAAGACUGCCAAGCCGAGGUCAAAACAAAUAUCUCGGUUCCAAUGAAUUUAACAUCUGGAUUUGGAUUCACAAGUCAUAAAAAGGAACCUAAGAACAAAAAAACUAAGAAAUAUAGCUGGAGGGUCAAGCUUGAGCUUGAACGGUCGAAGAAAAAGGCUGUCGAGGAUAGACUGGAUUUUGCCAGUGACGAGGAUGAAGGAGAAGAAGAAGAAGAACAAGAAGAAGAAGUGGCCAGUAAUGAUGUCGACGAAGCCGGAGAGAAGAAAUUAAAGAAAAGAGAAGAAGAAGAAGUAGAAGAAGAAGGAGAAGAGAGCGAGGAUGCAUUUGAUGAUGGGGAAGAUGAAGGAGAAGAUGAGACCAAUAGGAGACAUAGCAAGCGUGCACAAAGUUUUAAAGAAUGGGCUGAAACCCAGGUCAAAAAUCUUGAAGUCGUACCCGAUUUCGUUACCCCCUCAGAACCACAAAAGUCUUACACGCCUAUAAUCCGGCAAGAAGAUUUGGAUGAUGGUUUGGGUGAAGAUUUCAUUCCGAUUAAUGAGGGCUUGCAAAGAAAGAUAGUCACUAUAGAUGUUCAGAGAGAUGACAGUAUACAGAAAGCCAGAAUGCAGCUACCCGUUUUUGAGGAAGAGCACAGAAUCAUGGAGGCAAUUCAUCACAAUGAUUGCGUUAUUAUAUGUGGUGAGACAGGCUCUGGCAAGACAACUCAGGUUCCUCAGUUUCUCUUUGAGUCUGGUUAUGGAAGCCCAGAUUCUGAUACUCCGGGUAUGAUUGGAAUCACCCAACCGAGAAGAGUUGCCGCAGUUGCUAUGGCAGAAAGAGUUGGACAGGAACUUGGCAAUUAUAAAAACCGAGUUGGACAUCAAAUAAGGUUUGACGCCUCUGUUGGGGAAGAAACAUCCGUCAAGUUCAUGACUGACGGUGUUCUCUUAAGGGAAAUGAUGUCAGAUUUUCUUUUGACAAAAUACUCGGCGCUGAUCAUCGAUGAGGCCCAUGAGAGAAACAUCAACACUGACAUUCUGAUAGGAAUGCUAAGCAGGGUUCUGAAGCUUCGGAGAGAUUGGAGCUGCAAAGAUCCAGCAAAAUACAAGCCAUUAAAGUUGAUUAUUAUGUCUGCCACCUUAAGAGUAUCAGAGUUCAGCGAAAACAAGAACUUAUUCGGUUCGCCACCGCCAAUAAUAAACGUGCAAACUAGACAAUAUCCUGUGUCCAUUCAUUUUAAUAGAAGAACAGCAUUCAACUACAACGAAGAGGCUUUCAGAAAAACAUGUAAAAUCCACUCGAAGCUUCCACGUGGAGGGAUAUUGAUUUUUUUGACAGGAAAAGGAGAAAUUAAUGAAAUGGUCAGACGACUAAGAAAGCGAUAUCCUCUUAAAAAAGGGAAGAGUUAUGACGAUGUUGCAGAAGUCAAAGUUGACUCCAGAUAUGUUGAUAUAGAAGCUGAGGAGGUGGACUUUUCUGUCAAUGAAAUGGUCCAUGACCUCAGUGAAGAGUACUCGAAUGAAGAGGAUGACGAGGAAGAAGAAGGGUUUGACGAAACCCUGGAGGAAGGGCAAACAGCAGAAGACCCAUUGUAUGUACUACCCCUCUAUUCGUUACUUCCUACAAAAGAGCAGAUGAAAAUUUUUGAGCGUCCCCCAAAUGGUGCUCGGCUCUGCGUGGUCGCUACCAAUAUCGCGGAAACCUCGUUGACAAUUCCGAACAUCAGAUAUGUGGUUGAUUGCGGAAGGUCGAAGGAGAGAAGUUUCAAUGAAGACACAGGAGUUCAAUCAUAUGAAAUUAAAUGGAUAUCAAAAGCCAGUGCAGACCAACGUGCUGGAAGAGCUGGAAGAACAGGACCUGGUCAUUGUUACAGACUUUUUUCAUCGGCAGUUUAUGAAAGCGAAUUUACACAAUUCUCCAAACCUGAGAUUCUUAGAAUGCCCGCGGAGAGCGUUGUAUUGACAAUGAAAAGCAUGGGGAUAGAUAAUAUCAUCAAUUUCCCUUUUGUCACGCCGCCUACUAGAGAUCUUCUUAGAAAAGCCGAAAAACUGCUUCAGCAUUUGGGUGCACUGGAUGAUCGCAUGAUAAUAACAAAGCUUGGACAAAAAAUGAGCCGCUUUCCACUGAGCCCCCGGUUUGCUAAAAUGCUCCUCGUGGCAAAUCAACAAGGCUGUUUGCCAUAUAUCAUUGCUUUGGUUUCUGGAUUGUCAGUGGGCGACCCGUUCGUCAGCGAGUGGGAAAUUAUUUCAGGGGGUGAAGAUGAAGAGAACGAGUGGAAAAACCAACAGUUGUCCAAGUUCAACAACUCCCGCCAACUGUUCACCAAAUUGGAUAAAUUUAGUGAUGGACUGCAACUGCUGUCAGCCAUUUGUGCACAAGAUCACAUCCCCAGAGCUGAUCGUGAGAAGUUCUUUGAAAGUAACUUUCUGAGACCCAAGAUCAUGGAUGAAAUAGUCAAACUGAGAAAGCAAUUGACUUACAUUGUCAAAGUGAAUCUCAGCAAAGAGUCUAUAGCUGUUUCUCCGCUGGUCAAAGAAGAGGAACUUAAGCUCAGCCUACCCACAAAGGUCCAAGUGGAAGCAAUAAAACAGAUGAUAACAGCAGGUUUUAUUGACCACGUUGCCGUGCGCGCAGACAUCGUGGAUAAAAAUGUCAAGAUUCCUAACAAUGCACCGAUUACAGCAAUUCGAUACCUUACAUUGAUGCCCACAAGUGAUACUGACUCAGACGGUUUUGUUUAUAUUCAUCCAAAUUCCGUCCUAUCCAAGUGCGGUGAAAUGCCGCCAUCUUACUUAGUUUAUCAAUCGCUUACCGCCAACAGUGCAUCUACAACUAAAAAAUUAAGAAUGAAGCCGCUUACCGAUAUUGGGGGUCGCGCGCUGGCAAACGUGGCCGCCAAAUCUGGUUUGAUAACAUACUCUAAGCCAUUAGGUCACCCUUAUGCUCCAAAGGAGAUCAGUCAAACAGAGAGAGAGUGCUAUGUUGUACCUAGAAUGGGAGCAAAUAUAGGCACCGGUGGAGUUGGUUGGGACCUACCGGCAAUGAAGGUUCGCCAAAGCAAAAUAAGAGGAAACUGGGUUAUUAAAUAA
Messenger RNA from Ogataea haglerorum, 3528 nucleotides. RefSeq lists its product as uncharacterized. Gene Ontology annotation, molecular function: ATP binding; RNA binding. The transcript has a single exon. Gene Ontology annotation, cellular component: nucleolus; intracellular anatomical structure. The record is from RefSeq and is a predicted model, not a curated record. Lineage: Eukaryota; Fungi; Ascomycota; Pichiomycetes; Pichiales; Pichiaceae. The coding region runs from base 1 to 3528 and encodes 1175 amino acids. Gene Ontology annotation, biological process: maturation of SSU-rRNA from tricistronic rRNA transcript (SSU-rRNA, 5.8S rRNA, LSU-rRNA).